AUGAGAAUAACAAUAUCUCGAUUUUCUAUUAGUAUCCAAUAUAUAAAAAGUAUUUUUUAAAAGCUAGGAAUUCAUGAAUUGAUUUUAGAUAUAAUGGCUAUGAUGAUGAUGCUGGCGGUGAUGAAUGUGAUGCCUUUAAAAAGAAAAAGAAAAAAGAAGAAAAUAAAUAAAAAUAAAAAUUAUUAAAAUAAAGAAAAAGAAAAUAAUGAAAUAUUAAAAUUCAGAAAAAAUGAACAAAUUAUUAAAACAAAUAAAUAAUUAAUAAAAUUACAAAUAAUUAAAUAAAUAAAUAAAUAAAAUAUAAAAAAUAAAUCCAAAUAAAAAUAAAAACAAAAAAUUAUUAAAAUACAAAAAAUUAAUUAAUACAAGAUAUUAUUUCAUUUUUUUAUUUUUUUGGCAAAUAUUUUUUUUUUAGCAAUUUAUUUCAAUAUUUUUUAAAAAUUUUAGUCAAUACAUAAAAUAAUUCAUAUAUUUUUUUCUUUUUGGAGUAAAAAAAUAAAAUUUAUAAGUAGCCUUUCAUUUCUAUAUUGA
Messenger RNA from Tetrahymena thermophila SB210, 531 nucleotides. Its product is annotated as transmembrane protein, putative. NCBI's taxonomy places the organism in Eukaryota, Ciliophora, Oligohymenophorea, Hymenostomatida, Tetrahymenidae. The transcript has a single exon. The record is from RefSeq and is a predicted model, not a curated record.